This is a messenger RNA of Oncorhynchus gorbuscha (pink salmon), 7235 nucleotides long. RefSeq names its product microtubule associated monooxygenase, calponin and LIM domain containing 2a (gene mical2a). Bases 279 to 4295 code for a protein of 1338 amino acids. Gene Ontology annotation, molecular function: protein binding; FAD binding. Lineage: Eukaryota; Metazoa; Chordata; Actinopteri; Salmoniformes; Salmonidae. The transcript is spliced from 27 exons. The record is from RefSeq and is a predicted model, not a curated record.
AGAGUGAGUGACUGGAAGAAACGUACCGACACAUAUAGCCAGCGCAAAUUCUAUUAGAAACAUUUUCUCUGACCGGUCAUUGAGGUUUUGAAUAUCCCUCUUCAAUCAACUGCGAAGACUGGACCAGUUGAUUUAUUUUUUCUAAUCUGUAAACUAAAAUUGGGCAUGACCAUGGGGGCCAGGCUGUGGGUGUAGCCACUGAGACAGCUGGGGGAGAGCGAGAGAGGAGGAAAGGCAAGCCAGCACCAGCCAAGCAGCCUGCACUCCUGCCGGGGAAGAUGGGGGAGACCGAGGAGGAGAAGGACCAGGCAGGGAAGCUGUUUGAGAAUUUCAUCCAAGCCUCCACCUGUAAGGGCACCCUGCAGUCCUUCAACCUCCUGUGCAGGCUGCUGGAUCUAGACCCUCAGGACCAUGAGACGUUCUACUGUAGUCUGAAGACCAGGCUCACCUCCUGGAGGGCCAAGGCCCUCUGGACCAAGCUGGACAAGAGAACCUGCCACAAGGAGUAUAAGAAGGGCCAGGCUUGUGUGGGCACCAAGUGCCUGAUCAUUGGCGGAGGUCCAUGUGGCUUGCGGACGGCCAUCGAGCUGGCUCUGCUGGGGGCCAAGGUGGUGGUGAUUGAGAAGAGGGACACCUUCUCCAGGAACAACGUGUUGCACCUGUGGCCCUACACCAUCCACGACCUCAAGGGCCUCGGGGCCAAGAAGUUCUACGGCAAAUUCUGCGCUGGAGCCAUAGACCACAUCAGUAUUCGUCAGCUCCAGCUCAUGCUGCUGAAGAUCGCCCUGCUCGUAGCUGUGGAGUUCCAUGUCAAUGUGGAGUUUGUCAAACUGCUGGAACCUCCAGAGAACCAGGAGAAUGACGGGCCUGGCUGGAGAGCUGAGAUCAGGCCUGCCGAUCACCCCGUGGCAAACAUUGACUUUGACGUGGUGGUGGGCGCUGAUGGGAGGAGAAAUACCCUGGAAGGGUUCAAGAGGAAGGAGUUCCGUGGUAAGCUGGCUAUCGCCAUCACGGCCAACUUUGUCAACAGGAACACCACGGCCGAGGCCAAGGUGGAGGAGAUCAGCGGUGUGGCCUUCAUCUUUAACCAGAAGUUCUUCCUGGACCUCAAAGAGGAGACAGGUAUUGACCUGGAGAACAUUGUGUACUACAAGGACAACACACACUACUUUGUCAUGACAGCAAAGAAGCAGAGCCUACUGGACAAGGGUGUCAUCAUUCAUGACUACAUAGACACAGAGAUGCUGCUGAGCAGUGAGAAUGUGAACCAGGAAGCUCUGCUGGGUUACGCCCGUGAAGCUGCUGACUUUGGCACCAAUUACCAGCUUCCCACGCUGGACUUUGCCAUAAAUGCUUGUGGCCAGCCGGACGUGGCCAUGUUUGACUUCACCAGCAUGUAUGCCUCGGAGAACGCAGCGCUGGUCAGAGAACGCUUCGGACAUCAGCUACUGGUGGCACUGGUUGGGGACAGCUUGUUAGAGCCAUUCUGGCCAAUGGGUACAGGGUGUGCGAGAGGCUUCCUGGCUGCUUUUGACUCUGCCUGGAUGGUGAAAAGGUGGGCUGAGGGCAGGACCCCUCUGGAGGUGCUAGCUGAGAGGGAGAGUCUUUACAGAAUCCUGCCGCAGACAACCACUGAAAACAUUGGCAAAAACUUUGAGCAGUACACCAUUGACCCUGGGACUCGGUAUCCCAACCUCAUCUCCACCUGUGUCAGGCAAAACCAGGUGCGUCACCUGUACAUCAAUGGAGAGCUGCCAGUGAAGUCGUGCUCUCUGGAGCGUAAUGGUACAAUACGUCGCCCUGUGAACCUGGCCAGACGAGAGUCGGAGAUCAGGCCGGGCAGACUGCUGACGUGGUGUCAGAAACAGACCGAGGGCUACAGGAACGUGAGCGUGACAGACCUGACCACCUCGUGGCAGAGCGGCCUGGCUCUCUGUGCCCUCAUCCACCGGUUCAGAUCCCACCUCAUAGAGUUUGAUUCGCUGAAUGAGGAGGAUUCGGCUAACAACCUCCAGCUGGCAUGUGACCUGGCUGAGCGGGAGUUUGGCAUCCGGCCCUUCACCACUGGGGUGGAGAUGGCUGCUGGUCAGGAACCAGACAAGACCAGAAUGGUCACCUACCUCUCCAAGUUCUACGAGCUGUUCCGUGGCACCCCACUGCCCGUCUCAGAUUCUAGAGGGGCCGACGAAAACAGUGAAGACUAUCCUUCCAAGGCAGUCAGAAGUAUGAACAAAGUUCUGAACUUGGUACCAAGAAAAAGGGUACCAAAGGAUGAGAAGAAGCUAGAAGAUACUGACCCAACGUACAAAAGGAGACGAAAAGUCUGCAGUUAUUUGGAAGAGGCAACCAACUUCUCCAGUCAGAGUGCGUCCUGUGUGGGUGAGGGGAGGGGGGUUAAGGAGAACAAGGUCCGCUCCAUGGCCAGCCAACUCCUGUCCAAGUUUGAGGAGAGCAACCCCAGCUUCACCCUCCGGAGACAGUCUCAGUGUGAUUGGGGUUCUGAGAGGGCCCCUCGGCCACGCUCCAUGGACAUGACUGAGACCCCACGCUUCACCAACCUCAGGCAGCAGACCCCACUAAACCCUCCCCCCAAGACACAGUUUCCGUCUGCAACCUGUGCCAAAUUUGCAGCUGAGUGCAUCGCUCGGCCCCCACCACAGCCUCCUCCCAAACCCAAGCUCUCUCCCCAGCUCCAAGCCCGGCUUCAGUCUCAGCACCAGCCCCAACCCCAGUUCCAGCCUCAACCUAAGCUCCAACCCCCAUCCAUCCCAAAUCCCACCCUCAGGAAGGUCAGACAGGCUGAUCAGACAUGUGCUCAGACGCAACCUCAGACGCUUCCUCAAAAUCCAGAGAGCUCAGAGUACCCUGGCUACUCUUCCUCCUGCCACUCAGCGGUCCUAGCUAUGUCUAGAAUGCUCCAACGCCUUCAGGAAGUGGAGGAAAAGAUCACCCAGAAGAAAGCUCAGACCCAGAAUGCUAGAGAGUUUCAUAAUAAAAGUAUCAAGGAGAAAGCGGUCCACCUGAGAGCACUGUUCUCUGGGGAUGUGACCUCUACGUCCCAGGCCAUUCCCUCAGAGUCUGAUCCCAUCCUCCCUAAACCCAGCCCAGAAAUCACCGUUUCUACCUUCUCACCUCCUCAUCCCUAUUCCUCAUUCUCAUCCUGUCUGCCCCAACCUCAGUCUGGAUCUGCUAGACAGAGUCAGACCAUUCCCUCACCUCACAUCCUCCCUGCUCCCCAUCCUAAAAUCUCUUCAUCAGUACUUUGUCCAGAAAUCACCCUUUCUACAUUUUCACCCCCUCAUACAUAUUCUCCAUCUUCCUCCUCUUCCUGUCUACUUCAACAUCAGACCAGUCAAUCUGGGGCACUAGAUAUGCAGCUUUGUAAGAAGGAAAUGCAAAGAGAUCCCUUGAAUGAGUCACAUGUGUGUCACAGCAGUGGCUCCACAUAUAUAUCCCAACAACAACGCACUGCAAUACUACAACCAAAGCCAGAACCUGGUUUUAAUAACGUCAAACAGAGGACGGUGGGGAAGGUGUCUCUGGCUAUAGCAGCCAGGGCUGAGACGCUGGUCACCCUCUAUGAGACUGACCACAGGCCUAAAGCCUCCUCCCCCUGUUCACCCCCAGCCUCUGCGCCCCUGUCUCCGGGUUCCUUGCGGAGGGAGUUCCCCAGGUCUGGUGACCAGUGUCACUCCUGUCAGAAGCGUGUGUACGUGGUGGAAAGGAUCAGUGCUGAGGGACUUUAUUUCCACAGGGAGUGCUUUCGCUGUGACACCUGUGGCUCCAUCCUGCGCCAGGGAGGCCAUGCCUUCGACUCUGAGCAGGGCAAGUUGUACUGCAAGCUGCACUUCACACAACGUAAAAAUGGAAUGAACCAUCGGAGGACAUUCAAUUCACAUCUGGGUCAGAAUGGAGCCGGGGUUCAGGAGGGAUCAGGGACACAGACUCCUGAUUGUGACACAACAGAAGGACGGCAGAGCCAGUCACCAGGUACCAUCAGCUCCCGCCUGAGGAAGUGCCUGAGCUGGCCCCUGAGUGUGACCCGGGUUGUGUGUGACUCCCCCCGCCUCCUGUCUCGCUGGGUGCAUGGUACGGCCCAGGCUGUGGGCCUCCACUUUAGAGCCAAUGUGGAGGACUAUGUCUUCCUGUAUGAGCUGCUGAGCCUGGGAGUGCCCCUGCUGUUCAUGCUCCAGGAGGUGCUGCUGCAGAUGUACUCUGAAACCGGGCCUAUCUCCCAGUCCAUCCAGCCCCUACUGCUGUGGCUGGAGGAACACCUAGGCCAUAGGCUCAUGUAGAGGCCCACCAGGGAGGGAAGCCUAAUCCUAACCCUAACCCGAUCCCUUUCCCUAUCCCUAACCUUCAUGCAAUAGGGUCUGAAGCCUGGCCGAACAUUAACUGGCGUAUCUUGCAUUUGUGCCAUGUCAUAUGAUGGCAAGCUACCGUUUGACCAUGUGUACAAGCACCUUGUUAAUAUUUUCUCACAGAAUACGUAGCUGUCAGUGCAUUAGAUCUAGUCCUACACCAACCAAAGAACAAAUAACAUUUUCCAAGUGGUAGCUUGGUUUGUGAUACGUGCAAUGUUUUCAUGAACAUGACAUUUUUCUUUAUGAUGAGGGGUAAUGUGCUGUACAUGGUUUCAUGGUGGUCUAAAUCAUUUACGGUAUGUGGUUGAUAUGACUGCUGAAAUCAUCCAAUCUAUAUUGCUCUAGAGUUGAGUCUUUCAACAACUGGCUGUCAAAGUCGAGCCAGUUUUUACAUGGCUUAACUCAGGUUAUGACAGAUUUUUUUGUGUGGAAAAAGUAAUCUAAAUGAAAAGACUGACUUGAAGCACUUUAACUUGGGGAGCUGCCUUGAUCUGUGGCUGAUGCCUGAUGAAUGGUGUGGGAGUUAAUGGCUGCCUAAUGGCUGUCCAGGCCUUGGAUAAUGACUAGUGCUGACGCUGCACGUUUACUAAACCCUGCUGAACUCACAGGUCAGGGUCGGGGUCUGGGUCGGGGGCCAACGUGGAUCUGUGCUCGACAAGGUUUUCUCAUCUUUUUUUCAAUUUCAAUAUUGUUUGACACAAAUUAAAAUGUUUUUAUUGUAAGAUCUCGUAUGACACCGUGACCAUAGUGUACUUUCGCUACACAUUAUGAUAACUUUUAUUGCUUUAUUUUAUGGCCCAGUGCCUCCAGUAUUUUUGUGCAUUGUCUGUUGUACUUAAAAAAGGGGAAAAGGUUUCAUGAACAUGGGCUUUGGUUUACUACUCCAGUUCAUGGACUGUUUAAUGCUUACUCGUUGCUGCCACCUGUUGGUGAAACAGAUGCAAGGCCAAAUUCUAUUUACUGUAUGAUCAGGUGGAAUAAGAGACAAUCUUCUAAAGAGUUGUUGUAUGCUUGUAAUAGAGGGGGUUCUUUUUCAUUUGUAUUAUUUGUACAGGUCUAUUUCACUUCAAUAUGUUUUUCAGAUUGUUAAGAAUAUUGCUGAAUUGAAUUGUUCAGAAGGGCUGAAUUACAUUUACAUUACAAUUAAGUCAUUUAGCAGACGCUCUUAUCCAGAGCGACUUACAAAUUGGUGCAUUCACCUUAUGACAUCCAGUGGAACAACCACUUUACAAUAGUGCAUCUAAAUAUUUUAAGGGGGGAGGAGGGAAUCAGACAUGAUAACACAGGCUAUGUUUGAAUGCUGUGGUGUGUAUGUGCUUGCCACUCAUCUCACUGUUAAUAACCAUGUUAAGUAUGAUAGCAGGAUCUCAGCUUUAUUACCAAUACAAAUUCCAAAGAUACAGUUGGUGCACUUUAAAAAUGAGAAGUGUUUUCAGCCCUAACCAGAAGUUACAUCAUUCAUGCAGUACACUGUACAGUGCUAAAUUGCAUGUUGUUGAAUAGCACAAUCUCAUGUUAUCUAACAAUUACAAAGUUUCUAUGCAUUUGAACUGGAUUUGAUCCUUCCUCUGAUUUUUCUCUAUAUUCUAACCUACUAUAUUUCCUUCCUUUCAUUUCUAUUCUUGUUCACUUGGAAGUCUAUUUUCAACUUUCUGAAGAUGGGCCUCCUGAUUGGUUAGGAGACAUGCCAUUCUGAAGGUGAUCACCUGCAUGGUCACAUGGUUUUGUGAACAAUGUUUUGGAGUGGAUGCUUUGUUAGAUUAGUCCAAUUACUGUCAGCAUUUCCACACACAAGUAAAAAAUGCUUCUGACCCCUGUGUUUGAGCUACCGACAGCAGUUUUUAGCAUAGGAUUUUUCUAUUUCGUCUGCAUCCGCCGAUAUUAGACCCCAAAAACGAUUCUUCUCACAGAAAUGUCUAAUCUACAAACUAUUAUGACCGUACUCUGAAAGGCUGAGAUACUCACAAACACGUAAAUGUAAUCUGGUCUGCUCUAUGACGCCCAUAAGCCAAUCAAGAGUUGUUAGGAGGUAAGAGGUUCUUCUUAGUAGAUCAUAGGAAAUCUCAGGACAUAGUGUCUAUAAACUCACAUAGUUGCUGUCACAAACUCCAUACUCCACACAGUUGUCACUGACUAGUUGGAUAUUAAUUUCCCACUAAGCAAACCAUUUUUGAAUUUACAAUUGUAAUUAUUAUAUACUCAUUUUUAAUCAGCUUUUUUUGAGGCUGGACCUUGUUUUUUUAUAGACAUUUCUCAGUAAAACUCAUGAAUGCAACUGUUUAUGUCAAAUGUUAUGUUCUACUUGUAGCCCUGGUUGUCCUGAAAAUAAAAUGGUAAAACACGUCAAUGUGAGGCUAAAUAUGUGGGAUUCCCUGGAACCUAUGAAGUUAUUAAACUACUAAUGUCCGUGUCCUGCACCCCCAGCAGAUCCAUAACUACAGCACACACUUGUUAUAGGUUGAAACGCAUCAUAAUACCAUGAUGUUCAAAGUCACACCUUCUAAGAGACUGUCUUUUCAGUGUCUGCAUGCAUAACAAGGAAACUGUGGUGUUCGGACUGCAUUGGUCUUCCCGAGUGCAUGUUGAACGAUUGACAGACAGCAUUCUGUCAUGUAAAGGCUUUUUCUCCCAUCUUUUGCCAUCUUUCUUUCUCUCUUACAGACACUGUCACCCAGGAUAACUUUUUCGUGUCCCACACAAACAAAGGGAAUGAAUCUCCCAACAGGUUCAUAGCUCAUGUUGUCUUAAAUGAAUACAUGGAACAAUGUUUUAUGGGACUUCAAAUGCAGCCUGCUUUUCUCAUGGAGAUUCUGUGUUGCUUUAUGUAUGACCUAAAGCAACAAAUGUAAAUAAAGUGAUUUGUCAUCUUGA